AAAAAAACCAUCGACGACUUAGAAUGAAAUUGCAUAAAUCAUUUGACCAAAAUUGACAAUAGAAUUUAUUUAAUCUAGUUUUUUUUAUGUAUUAUGCAUUUGUUGUGGUUUGGUCAUUUGAGCUUCCGCGAGUAAAAUUGCUCAAAAUGUUUUUAAGUACGGUGUGAAUGUGAGUCCAGUUCAGUUUGUCAACAUUUUAGUCAAAUUGACAGUUGCCGCCAAAACACAUCAAAACAAACCGAGAAAUUACUCAGUCCACGAAUUGUUAACUGUUUAUUUUCGAGCUUGGAAAAAGUGUUUAAAUUCAAAAAUGUGUCCAAACCAAUUGUGAUUCAAUUUGUAUUUAUUGUACAAUUUUUUUUCUCGUUUAAUUGUAAUUUAAGUUAGAUGUAAUUGUUUUUAAUGUGUGCGACAUUUUAGUUGAAUUGUUUUGAAAAGAAGACACAUUAUUUCAUAUAAAGAAAAGACGAAGUCAUGGGUAUCCAGGGUUUACUUCCAUUUCUUGACAAAGCAAGCGAAAAGAUUCACAUAAACAAACUGCGUGGAAAAUCAGUGGCCAUUGACUCGUACUGUUGGUUGCACAAAGGAGCAUUUGGCGUUGGUGAUAAGCUGGCACGCGGUGAAAAGACUGAUGUGCACAUUGUGUACUGCUUAAAAUAUGUAAAUAUGCUGCUUUCUAACAAUAUAAAACCAAUUUUGGUGUUCGACGGAAGGCAUUUGCCGGCCAAGGCUGAAACAGAGGCCAAGCGAAGAGAAAAUCGUAAAAACGCCAAGCUACGAGCAAUUGAAUUGAUGAAACAGGGAAAUCACAAAGAAGCUCAAAGUCAUUUGAGACGUUGUGUGGAUAUCACACAUGAAAUGGCUCUUGAGCUAAUCAAAGUUUGCCGAUCAAUAAAUGUUGAUUGUAUCGUAGCUCCUUAUGAAGCCGAUGCCCAAUUGGCUUAUUUGAAUAAAAUCGGUCUGGCUGAUUAUGUGAUUACCGAGGAUUCAGAUUUAACAUUGUUCGGUUGUCAAAAGAUCCUCUUCAAAUUGGACUUGACCGGAAAUUGUGUACUUGUCGAUUCAAACAAAUUCCAUUUGGCUAUGGAUUGUAAUAUAAACAAAUUUACAAUGGAUAAGUUUCGGUUGAUGUGCAUUUUAUCGGGUUGUGAUUAUUUGGACUCCCUUCCGGGCAUCGGUUUGGCCAAGGCAUGCAAAUUCGUUAUGAAAACCGAAGAAACGGACAUUUUGCGAGCACUUGACAAAAUACCGGCCUAUUUAAAUAUGAGACACUUAGAUGUAACCGACGAGUAUAAAAUAAAUGUACUAAAAGCGCGUGCCACAUUUUUACAUAUGGUUGUGUACGAUCCAAGGAGCCGAAAGCAAGUACAUUUACAUGACAUCGACGAACUCGGCACCAAUAUUGAGUAUUGCAGUAAUGCUGGAGAAAUACUUGACAAUAAAAUCGCAUUAAAGUUGGCUGUGGGCAAUUUGAAUCCAUUUACAAUGAAACAAUUGGACGAUUGGCAUCCCGACCACAGAGAAAGAGCGAAAAACACCACAACUAUUUCUACCAAAGGAUUGAAAAUUGCUAAGCAUUCAAGCAUUUGGAAUCGGAACUAUCGAUUUUCAGUCAUGCAAAAUGAAACUGCUUCAUCGUCAAAUGGUAUUGCUGCUGCGGCAGUAUCAAAGGUACCAGUGAAGAGGUUAUCCAUGCCAUCGAAGAGAGUUAUUGAAACGUUUGAAGACGAAAAUAUACCCACCGAAAGUCAAAAUGAUGAAAUGAUUUUGGAGCAAUACAUGAAUAUCAAUCAACCGUCACAAAAGCGUUUCAAAGAAGACAGUGACAAUGAUGACGAAUCGUCAGCAGAAAUGGAUGCAUGUGUUAAAAAUGAAUCAUCGCCAAAGAAACAAAUAACACCAAAUCGGAAUCCAUUCAAGAAAGCAGAUACAUGCAAAAACGAAUUAUUGUCACCGACACGCAUAUCAAAGGAUAACAAUUCAUUGAUCAAAACUCAAAGCCCAGUUAAGCACUUUGACUAUAAAAAAUUAGAAAAAUUGAGUCGAUUCAGUCGAACAGCCGAUCCAAAGAGGCAACCGGUGCUCAGCCGUUUCUUUGGUGGCAACAAAACUGAAGACGAAACGCCAGCAACGCCAGCAGCAACGAAAGUUGAGUCGGUCUCACAAAUGAAUAGCCCAGACUUAUUGAAUAUGCCAGAGGAACCGAAGCCAAAUUUAUAUUUUGAUAGCAAUGACAGCGGCAUUCAUUCACAGAAUAACAACGAAGAGCAGAAAAACUCUCAGGGUAACGCCAGCGAAAAAAAUUCGGCAGAUGAUGACGACGAUGAUGGGUUGAGUCUCUGUAGCCAACAUUCGAUACUUGAUAAGUUUAAAUUUGCAGCAAAAGGAAAAAUGACCCAAGGUAGUGAAUGCGAACGAAUGGAGUCAAUGGAAUUUCAAAGCUCACAAAACUCGGAUAAUAAUAAGACUGACAGCGAAUCUAGCGAACUGCCAACACUUUCAAGUGACAAUGAAAACGAAGUUGAUAAUAGUCAAAAGGAAACAAAGCAACUGCCAGGUGGAAUGUGGUUGAGUGGAAUUCAACCGAUAAAAACGACUACAAAGACUGCACAGAAAACGACAAUACGACGGAAAAAGUCAAUAACAGUCAGCAAUACAUCGAAAAGCAAUGCCCAACCUCGACUCAGUUCCUUUGGAUUUCAACCAAAACCCGGAAUGAAGCGUUGACAAAAAGUUUCCCAGUGGACUGAAACCAGUUUCAAACCAACAUUGGUUCAAUAUAAAAAUAAACAAAACAUUUCUACAUUUUAUACUAUUUAUUGGAUGUUAAUUUUUUCUGAACAAUUUUUUUCACUUUCUAAAUAAAGUUUCUUUUACUACGGCAAAACAUCCAUCGAA
Contarinia nasturtii (swede midge) is the source of this 2898-nucleotide messenger RNA. It is a transcript of the gene tos, whose product is annotated as exonuclease 1. The coding region runs from base 475 to 2727 and encodes 750 amino acids. The transcript has 6 exons. Gene Ontology annotation, cellular component: nucleus. Gene Ontology annotation, molecular function: 5'-flap endonuclease activity; metal ion binding; DNA binding. Gene Ontology annotation, biological process: mismatch repair; DNA recombination. NCBI's taxonomy places the organism in Eukaryota, Metazoa, Arthropoda, Insecta, Diptera, Cecidomyiidae. The record is from RefSeq and is a predicted model, not a curated record.